CUCCCCCCCCUUGGAAUCGCAGCUCGUCCAUCCAUUCCUUCCCCUUCUUCCUCCUGCCUGUCUCCAUCCUCUUUUCAUGCGCGAGAGGUCGUCGGGGCCUCUACCUGCUGCGCGCCUCCCGUCCUCGUUGCUGUUCUUGGUGCUGUUCUUGCUCCCGGGGCGGGCGUCCUGUUGGUGUCUGGAGGACACGGCGGGGGCACACAUGGGGCUCGCCGGGGACGGGUCGCCGGACACCGGAGGCCGCCUCAGUGUAAAUGGCCGGUUCAGUUAUGGAUAUGCGAGUUCUCCUGGGAAAAGAGCAUCUAUGGAGGACUUUUAUGAGGCAAGAAUAGACGAAAUUGAUGGAGAGACUGUCGGAUUCUUCGGUGUAUAUGAUGGUCAUGGUGGAGUUCGAGCAGCUGAAUAUGUUAAGCAGCACCUUUUCAGCAAUUUAAUCAAUCAUCCAAAGUUCAUCAGUGAUACUAAGUCUGCUAUUGCUGAAACAUACAACCACACUGAUUCAGAAUUUCUGAAAGCUGAUAGUUGUCAAACUCGGGAUGCCGGCUCAACUGCCUCGACAGCUAUUAUUGUUGGUGAUCGUUUGCUUGUUGCUAAUGUUGGAGAUUCUAGAGCCGUUAUUUGUAAAGGAGGAGAGGCUAUUGCGGUUUCGAGGGAUCACAAACCUGAUCAGUCAGAUGAGAGACAAAGAAUCGAGGAUGCUGGGGGCUUUGUGAUGUGGGCUGGGACAUGGCGUGUUGGUGGUGUUCUUGCUGUUUCUCGAGCGUUUGGUGAUAAACUCUUGAAGCAGUAUGUUGUCGCUGACCCAGAUAUCAAGGAGGAGGUGGUUGACAGCUCCCUUGAAUUCCUCAUCCUUGCUAGUGAUGGACUCUGGGAUGUUGUCACUAAUGAGGAAGCUGUUGCCAUGGUCAAGCCUAUACAGGACCAGCCCGAGGAAGCAGCAAAGAAACUUCUCCAAGAAGCUUACCAAAGGGGGAGUUCUGAUAACAUCACAGUUGUCAUCGUCCGCUUCCUGGACGGAACGACUGGAGAUGGACCCAGUGAAGAGAAAGAGAAAGAGGAGAUUGUCAAUGACCAAAACUCCUAGUUGCUCUUGUAGAAGCAUGCACACGUUCUUCUGGCUGUUGUAUCUGAUGCUUGAAGUAGAUGCUCUGCUGUUCUGCGGAAACUGACUUGCUCCAACUUUCAUCCUGAUCGCGUUCAUGCUCCUUGGUGACCCAUAUGGCAAAUAUUGGAGCAGAUGUUGUUACAAUAUGAUCCAAGGUGAACAUUUCCUUUUUAAGCUUUGUGAUGUAGCUUCUGUGCUGUUGAUUCAUGAAUCAUGCUAGAGAUUUCUUAGCAGUAAGUGCAUGUAAAACUGCUGAACGAUUUGAACAAAAUUGUACACCGCAGUAUUUUACAAUCUCCCUA
Phragmites australis (common reed) is the source of this 1407-nucleotide messenger RNA. RefSeq names its product probable protein phosphatase 2C 10. Gene Ontology annotation, molecular function: cation binding; protein serine/threonine phosphatase activity. The transcript is spliced from 8 exons. The record is from RefSeq and is a predicted model, not a curated record. Gene Ontology annotation, biological process: protein dephosphorylation. Bases 77 to 1084 code for a protein of 335 amino acids. NCBI's taxonomy places the organism in Eukaryota, Viridiplantae, Streptophyta, Magnoliopsida, Poales, Poaceae. Gene Ontology annotation, cellular component: nucleus; cytosol.